Messenger RNA from Colias croceus (clouded yellow), 3681 nucleotides. Its product is annotated as ataxin-2 homolog. The transcript has 20 exons. NCBI's taxonomy places the organism in Eukaryota, Metazoa, Arthropoda, Insecta, Lepidoptera, Pieridae. The coding region runs from base 508 to 3681 and encodes 1057 amino acids. Gene Ontology annotation, biological process: cytoplasmic stress granule assembly. The record is from RefSeq and is a predicted model, not a curated record. Gene Ontology annotation, molecular function: RNA binding. Gene Ontology annotation, cellular component: cytoplasmic stress granule.
AUCAGUCAAAAGUUGACCUCAUUAAUAAUUUUUGUGUUUACUGCUAUCAUUUUCAUAGUUUUGUAAUAUUUAAAAAAAUAUUCGCAUUUUUUAAGAUUUAACAGUAAAAUUGUGUGAAUAAAAAAUUGCAUAAAAGUUUUUUUGCAAGUCUUUUGACGAAUACGUCACAGCGCCAUGUUGUAUUCCUGCGCUGAUUGCAGGCACGAGAAAUCUGCCAACCCGUUUAUUUUUUGGGAUUAGUUCCCGAGAAUAAAUCGAACUGCGAUUUUGUACUCAAAUAUAUUUGAAUUUAUAUUUGUUGGCAAAUGUUAUAGACUUUAGUGUAUUCGAUGCAUCCCUGUUGUCGCAUUUUGAGUGUUAACUCCUAAUUUCAACUGCAGUUUUGUGCAUCCGCGAAAGUUGAAAGGACUGUGUUGUAAAAGAAAGAAGUGAUAAUUAGCCAAAAUUCCGGUCCCUACGCGUAGACGAGAAGGUGCCUACCCGCCGGGGCAGUCAGGCGAAGGAGAUAUGAACAAUAAACGAAAAAAUCGCCAAGGGCCACCGAGAUCGCCGCGGGGCCGCGUGGUGGCCGAGGGGGUGUACAACAACGCACAUUUCAUGCACGCGGCCACGUCGCACGUCGGCGACAUCGUGCAGGUGCUCACGCAGUCGGGCAGCCUGUGGGAGGGCGUGUUCAAAACUUUCAGUGCACAGUUUGAGGUGGUACUAGAAGUAGCCCACCGCGUGGACCAAGAGGGCGUGGUGGCCGUGGACUCGGUGGUGGAGAAGCUGAUCUUCAAACCGCAGGAUGUGGUCUCGAUCCGCGCCAAAGACUCGGACCUCGAGUAUGCGACGCACGACGUGUUCCAGACAGACAGCGCUAUAUCUAGCAAAUUUAAUGGCAAUGGCCGUUCAGCAGAAGAGCGGCAACUAGAGCCGUGGGACGGCUGCGAUGGAGACACAGGCGACUCACCGUCACUCAACGGCGACGCUCGGCUCGAUGACUUAGACCUCGAUAGAGCAAACGGCUGGGACGCUAACGACAUGUUCCGCAAGAACGAAGAGGUGUACGGUGUGCACAGCACGUACGAUCACUCGUUAGCUGGAUACACGCUACAACUGCAGAGGAAAGACACGCAGGACUAUAGGGAAGCAGAAGCCAAAGCGGAAGAGAUAGCAGCGGAAAUAGAAGGUGCGGCGACGUAUAAAGCUCGCAUUGAACUGGAGAACGGCGACGAGGAGGAACGGUUCGCUGCUGUACUCCGCCCCCCGCAAGAACAGCCUAAAUAUGUCAUACCUAAUAAGAGAAAGAAUGGACAGCAGCAGCAGCAGGCCGGCAAGCCGGUGAAGGGUGGCAGUGGCGGGUCGCCGGGCGCCAAACGUGACAAAGAGCCGCGACCGCCCCGACACCAUCUCACGCCGCCCGCUGACCAUGUCGUGACGAGUCCGGCGGCAGUGAGCGGUGCGGGCGGUGCGGGCGGUGUGAGCGCGGGCAACAAGAGCUACGCGGCGCAGGCGGCCGGCCACCACGCGCCGCCCUUCCCGCACCAUGCGCACGCACCGUCAAACAACAAAAUGAACGGCGAGCCUCGAACCCCGGUCCCGGCGCGGCAGGGCUUCCCGCCGCACCACCAUCACGUUAGUACCACACCCCACCGUUAUCAAUACCACCCUUAUCAGUACCGCCCGUAUCGAAAUAACUCUUAUCAACAUCGAUAUCAGACGAAUCGUUCUUAUCAAUCGAAUUAUAGACCUUAUGGAGGGAGGGGUAGAGGUAGAUAUUGGAAUGAAUAUAGCGGAGCGUCAGAGCCACCAAGUCGAGGCGGCCGUGGGCACGCACCACCAGAUCCUCGGGAACCACGGGAUCCUAGAGACCAAAGGGACCCCAGAGACCAAAGGGACCCUAGAGACCAAAGGGACCCUAGAGACCAACGGGAUCCUAGAGACCAACGGGAUCCCAGAGACCAACGGGAUCCCAGAGACCAACGGGAUCCGAGAGACCAACGGGAUCCCAGAGACCAACGCGAUCUCAGGGAACCUAGAGACCCACGGGAACAACGCGACAUCAGGGAACAAAGGGACCCGCGGGACCAACGUGAAAUCAGAGAACAAAGGGACCCCAGAGAACAAAGAGACCCGAGAGAACAAAGAGAUCCGAGGGAACAACGGGAUCCCAGAGAACAAAGGGAAAUUAGGGAACCUAGAGAACCUAGGGAACCGAGAAGACAAGAUGAAUUACAGGAGCUGCGCAAGUUCGGUCAAGAGUUCAAGCUGGUGUCCGGCGCGGUGGGCGUGCCCGUGGGCGCGGCGAACGUGGCCGUGAACGUGGGCGUGGGCGUGCCCGUGGUCGUGGGCGUGGGCGCGGCGCCCACACAACCCGUGAUACCGCCCGCGCAGGUGAUGCAAGCAGCGCCGCAUAAUCCUCAACCACAAUCACAGCCAUGUCCCGUGGCAGCGAGUCCACCAGAAGUGUCUGCUAAUGUAGGCCCACCGUCAGAACCACACAAACGGCCAGCUAGAGCACCGGAACAUCACAAGCCACCCCCAGUACCAAAACCGGAAGAGCCCGAAGAGCGCAGCGCUCACAGCGGCUCCCCACGAGAAGCAGCAUCCCCCAGCGUGGAGCGGGCCACGGCAACCCUCAAGAAGUCCACCCUCAACCCCAACGCGAAGGAGUUCAACCCGAGCGCGAAGCCCUUCACCCCCCGCAGUCCCACCACCCCGUCGCACAGCAGACCGCACACACCAAGCACGCCGAUGGGCGUCGGUGGCGUGGGCGUGGGCGGCGUCGGCGUGGGCGUGGGACUCGGUGGCGUGGGCGUGGUCGGCGCUGGCGUGAGCUACGUGCCCGCACCGCCACCGGGACCGCAUAUGCCCCACUUCCAGAUGGCAGCAGUGCCGUACGCCAUGAUGGCGGCAGCAGCGGCAGCUUCACAGCAACCACCGGCUUAUUUACCGCACCCACAUCCCCCGGGCAACGGGCACAUGGAGAUGGGUUGCGAGUGCCGGCAGUACGGCCCGCCCAUACUGCUGCUGGCCGACAAGCGCGACCGACACGACGCGAUAUACGGCGCAGCCAUGGGUGGCGGCGCCGCAGUAGCGGGCGGGGCUGGACAACAUGCGCCCAUACCUACACAGCCACAGAGAAACUUUAGAAAAGGCAUGCAAGUAGCGACAGCGACGGGGCAACCGUUGCUAGCGCCGGCGCCGAUGCAGCAGUUCGUGCCGUACCCGCACCCGCACCCGCACCCCGCGCCGCCGCAACCCGCGCUGCAGUACCCGCACAUGGUGCGCAUGUACCACGGCGGUGGCGUGGGCGUGGGCGGCGGCGUGGGCGUGGGCGGCGGCGGCGCGGGCGAGGGCUACGCGCCGGCCGCCAGCCCCGCGGCCGCGUCGCCCGCGCUGUACCCGCCGCCCUCGCCCGCGCACACGCCGCACCCGCACCCGCACGCGCACGCGCACCACCCGCCGCACCACCACUACCAGCAGCCGCCCUUCCAGGUGCUGUGCCCACUGAUGGGGCCGGGUGGGGGCGCGCACCACCACCACCACCACCACGUGGCGUACCUCAACCACGCGCCGCCCACCGCCUCGCCGCCGCACCACCCACAUCACCCGCAACAUGUACAGCAAGUGCUGCUCCCGCCGCAGCAGCCGUCCGGCGGGUCGAGCACGCCGGGCGUGCACUCGUCUCACCCGUAG